Messenger RNA from Capsella rubella, 2139 nucleotides. Its product is annotated as casein kinase 1-like protein 8. The coding region runs from base 511 to 1953 and encodes 480 amino acids. Lineage: Eukaryota; Viridiplantae; Streptophyta; Magnoliopsida; Brassicales; Brassicaceae. Gene Ontology annotation, cellular component: nucleus; cytoplasm. Gene Ontology annotation, biological process: signal transduction; peptidyl-serine phosphorylation; endocytosis. The record is from RefSeq and is a predicted model, not a curated record. Gene Ontology annotation, molecular function: ATP binding; protein serine/threonine kinase activity. The transcript has 14 exons.
UUUGGUUUCGUCUCUAAUUCGUUAUCUUCCUUCCCUAAGAAAAAUACUGAAAUCAAAAGUUGUCUUGUAGUAGUCUUUAUAGAUCAGACGAUAAUCGAAUCCAAAGACCAAAUCUUUUUUUUUUUUUUUUGUUGUGGUUUGGUGUCUCUGACUCUGGUUUCGUCGGUCUUUGUUUCUUUUCGCCAUUUUUGUAUAUUCUGUAAACCUGAUCUGAAGCUUUUGUUUCUUUGUCAGAGAAGUUGUCAGAUGAUGAUGUUGGUCAAUGGGUAACUUUUAGUUUUGUGUAAAGGUCGAAGCUUUGGGGUGAUUCGAUUCAGGGGUUUGAUGUUGAUUUUGUGCUUUGAUUGUGUGAUAUUUUAAAGGGUUGUUGCUGAAAUUUGAAUUGGGGAUCUUUGAAUUGGGGAAGACGAAUUGAGAUCUGAGGUCAACUUUGGUUUUUUGUUCUUCUUGGGGUUAGUGUUUAAGAGAUCGAAGAAAGAAGGAAACUUUGUUUGUGAGUUUUUUGAGACGAUGGAUCGUAUAGUUGGUGGCAAGUAUAAGCUUGGACGUAAACUUGGGAGUGGUUCAUUUGGUGAACUUUUUCUAGGGGUGAAUGUUCAAACUGGUGAAGAAGUAGCUGUGAAGCUUGAACCUGCGCGGGCUAGGCAUCCUCAACUUCAUUAUGAGUCAAAGCUCUAUAUGCUUCUUCAAGGAGGGACUGGAAUUCCACACCUAAAAUGGUAUGGGGUUGAGGGUGAAUACAACUGCAUGGUGAUUGACCUUUUGGGCCCGAGCAUGGAGGAUUUAUUCAAUUAUUGCAGUCGGAGGUUCAAUCUAAAAACAGUUCUAAUGCUCGCUGAUCAGAUGAUAAAUAGAGUUGAGUAUAUGCAUGUCCGGGGAUUUCUUCAUCGGGACAUUAAGCCAGAUAACUUUUUGAUGGGUCUUGGACGCAAAGCAAACCAGGUCUACAUCAUUGACUACGGACUUGCGAAAAAGUACAGAGAUCUUCAAACUCAUAGGCACAUCCCCUACAGGGAAAACAAGAAUCUUACUGGAACAGCUAGAUAUGCAAGUGUUAACACUCAUCUUGGAAUUGAGCAAAGUAGGAGGGACGAUCUGGAAUCUCUUGGCUACGUGCUUAUGUAUUUUCUUCGAGGAAGUCUUCCUUGGCAAGGCCUUCGAGCGGGUACCAAAAAGCAGAAGUACGACAAGAUCAGUGAAAAGAAAAGGCUUACACCUGUAGAGGUUCUUUGUAAAUCCUUUCCACCUGAGUUCACAUCAUACUUCCUCUAUGUACGAUCAUUGCGGUUUGAAGACAAACCAGAUUAUCCAUACCUAAAGAGGCUUUUCAGGGAUCUCUUCAUUCGAGAAGGUUAUCAGUUUGACUAUGUAUUUGAUUGGACAAUCUUGAAGUAUCCACAGUUCAGUUCCGGCUCCAGCUCGAGCUCCAAGCCAAGAUCAAGCCUGAGACCAGCUCUGAAUCCUCCAGUACCAACUGCCGAAAGACCAGAUAAACCUUCAGCUGGAGCUGGGCAAGACAGUCGCGAUAGAUUUUCGGGUGCCUUGGAGGCAUAUGCUAGAAGAAAUGGCUCAGGAAGUGGCGCUGUUCAAGCUGAUCGAUCUAGACCAAGAACCUCAGAGAAUGUAUUAGCGUCAUCGAAGGAUUCAACACCGCAAAACUAUGAGAGAGUCGAAAGACCAAUCUCUUCAACAAGACACGCAAGUUCUUCAAGAAAAGCCGUUGUCUCGAGUGUUAGAGCCACUUCUUCAGCUGAUUUCACAGAGAACCGCUCUAGCAGAGUUAUCCCAAACAAUGGCCGUUCCUCAACCGCUCAGAGGACUCAGCUUGUUCCUGAUCCGACCUCUAGACCAUCUUCGUCUUCUUUUGCCCGAGCUGCGCCGUCAAGGACUGCUCGUGAUAUCACGCUCCAGAGCUUUGAGCUACUCACCAUAGGGAAUGGGAAGAGGAAGUGAGGCUUUUUUACACGGUAACACGGUGGUGAAUGAGAGUGGAAGAAACUACGACAUUUUUAUGGAUACUUUGUUCUUAUUUUCACGAAAUUAUCGGUUUCCUAAUUUAAGGAAUAAAUCGAACAUCACUUGAUUACAAAUUAUAUGUGAUAAAGUAUAUGGUUUUAACUCGUUAAGCUAUGCACUAAA